Messenger RNA from Staurois parvus, 311 nucleotides. The record is from the annotation of a GenBank genome assembly. NCBI's taxonomy places the organism in Eukaryota, Metazoa, Chordata, Amphibia, Anura, Ranidae.
UGACAAAAUGGGAACCCACCAGCAGUGUGAGGAGACCUAAAGUGGCACAUGGCAGAGUGUGGCGAUGGAGACAGCAGCAAUGGGGAGGCCGUACAGGGACCCAUGACACACUCUGGACCUGGCAGCAGCAUGAGGAGGCGGUACAGGGGGGGCCAUGACAGAUUACGGGCCUGGCAGCAGCAGGGAGGAGUCGGUAACGGGGGCCCAGCACCCUAUAUACAAAAUGCGGAACCCACCACAGUGUGAGGAGACCUGAAAGUUGGCCAUGCAGAGUGUUGGCGAUGGAGACAGCACAAGGAGGCCGUACAGGG